GGCGGCCCGGGACGCAGGGAGGGGGCCCGCGUCGGGAAGGAGGGAGGGGCCGCGCCGCCUUCGAGAGUCAUUGGAGGACGCGGCCGCCCGAAGCUGAUAAAUAAGGGGCCGGGCGGCGGCUGCCGGCCAAGCUGGACGCCCCGAGCGGUGCGAGGGCCAGGUCAGCGCCGGCCCGUCGACGCGAAGCGAGGCGACCCCCGCGCGGCCAUGGCCUCGCUGCUGGGAGCUUACCCGUGGCCCGAGGGGCUCGAGUGCCCGGCCCUGGAAGCCGAGCUGUCGGACGGGCUGUCGCCGCCGGCCGCCCCGCCGCCGGGGGACAAGGGCUCGGAGAGCCGUAUCCGGCGGCCCCAUGAACGCCUUCAUGGUGUGGGCAAGGACGAGAGGAAACGUCUGGCGGUGCAGAACCCGGACCUGCACAACGCGGAGCUCAGCAAGAUGCUGGGAAAGUCGUGGAAGGCGCUGACACUGUCCCAGAAGAGGCCCUACGUGGACGAGGCCGAGCGGCUGCGCCUGCAGCACAUGCAGGACUAUCCCAACUACAAGUACCGGCCGCGCAGGAAGAAGCAGGCCAAGCGCCUGUGCAAGCGCGUGGACCCCGGCUUCCUGCUCAGCUCGCUCUCCCGCGACCAGAACGCCCUGCCCGAGAAGCGGGGCGGCGGCCGGGGGGCGCCGGGGGAGAAGGCGGACAGGGGUGAGUACUCCCCGGGCUCCGCGCCGCCCGGCCUGCGGGGCUGCUUCCACGAGGGCCCGGCCGGCGGCGGCGGCGGCACCCCGGGCAGCGUGGACGCCUAUCCCUACGGGCUGCCCACCCCGCCGGAGAUGUCGCCCCUGGACGUGCUGGAGCCGGAGCAGAGCUUCUUCUCCUCCCCCUGCCAGGAGGAGCAUGCGCACUCCCGCCGCAUCCCCCACCUGCCCGGGCCCCCCUACUCUCCGGAGUACGCCCCCAGCCCUCUCCACUGCGGCCAUCCCCUGGGCUCCCUGGCCCUCGGCCAGUCCUCGGGCGUCUCUAUGAUGCCCACCGUGCCCGGCUGCCCCCCGUCUCCUGCCUAUUACUCCCCAGCCGCCUACCCUCCUCUCCACUCCAACCUCCACGCCCACCUGGGCCAGCUCUCCCCGCCUCCCGAGCACCCCGGCUUCGACGCCCUGGAUCAGCUGAGCCAGGUGGAACUCCUGGGGGACAUGGAUCGCAAUGAGUUCGACCAGUACUUGAACACUCCUGGCCACCCAGACUCUGCCGCCGGGGCCGGGGCCCUCAGCGGGCAGGGCUCGGUCUCGCAGGUGACGCCGACGGGCCCCACGGAGACCAGCCUCAUCUCCGUGCUGGCUGAUGCCACGGCCACGUAUUACAACAGCUACAGCGUGUCAUAGAGCCCGGGGCAGCCCGGCCGGCCCGGCCUGGUCGCAGCCUCUCCUUUCCGCGCGGAGCGGAGCUGAUGCGCAGCGCCCCGGGGUGGGCGGGUCUGCGCUGCCGACCGGCUCUGCGGAUCCAGGGCCCCUCCGCCCGCCCCCUUCCCCGCCCGCCCCGCCCCGCCCCCUGCAGCCUGCGUUUUGAGUAUAUUCCUUCAAACGAGUUUUCAUUGGCCACACCCUGGGAAUCAGGCCCGGUCGUGGCUGAAAGACGCUGUUUCCCGGGAGAAUUUUCACUGACCUCUCCUCCCAGUCCCGGAAACAAAUUCGGGAAAAGCCCAGAAGCAUUCGCAUCUCUCCUGCUUCUGACACAGCCGCAGGGGUACAGCCGUCCUGACCUUUGGUCGUCCAGGUGAGGAGAGCCCUGGGCUAAGAUUCAGGGGACCCGGGAUCCAAUCCCAAUUCUGCCUCAGGGGGCUGGUGAAACCCGACUCCCCUCCCCUCCCCUUCCAGCCCAUCCCCCCCAUCUGUAGAGUGAGGGACGAACUCCGCAUCUAAGGUCCCCUCUGCUCCAGGGUUUUCUGAUUUAGGAUUCUCUCGAGGCUAACACAGGAAGAUGAAGUUGGCCUCAGUGAGCUCAUUCACGUGCAACCUGGUGACGAUUCCAUGUACAGCCCAAGGACACCAGGCUGCACUUGGUCACAGUCUUCCAAUAUGAUCAUAGUCUUCCAAAAGGACGCUUUGAGAAAGAACGCUCACCUUGAUUUGGGAAAUUAACCCCUGGGGUUAACUGCAUCACUGAAAAUGAGAUUGAAUUCAAGAUUUAAAAAAAA
Molecule: messenger RNA, 2180 nt
Organism: Balaenoptera musculus (blue whale)
Lineage: Eukaryota; Metazoa; Chordata; Mammalia; Artiodactyla; Balaenopteridae
Gene: SOX7
Product: SRY-box transcription factor 7
Biological process (GO): regulation of DNA-templated transcription; anatomical structure morphogenesis; cell differentiation
Molecular function (GO): DNA-binding transcription factor activity, RNA polymerase II-specific; RNA polymerase II cis-regulatory region sequence-specific DNA binding
Source: RefSeq, a predicted model, not a curated record